AUGUUCGCCGUGGUUCUGUUAGCUUUGGUCGCUCAAGCUUUUGCUGGGGAGUAUAUUGACGCGAGAUGUCCAGUUGUGCGUCCGACCGACAAUUUUGACUACGCCUCUUUUUCAAGAGGAGUAUGGUAUGAGGUAGGCAGGUAUGACAACAGAAAAGAAAAGGGUACCGAGUGCAGUUACUCUGUAUACACCCCGAUGGGUGACCGCUUUAAGAUUGAGAAUAUUGGAUUGAGACACAAUAAAAAAUAUGAAGUUGAUGGAUAUGGAAGAAUGGCUCCGGACGCAGGCAACACAGGAAAACUCAUCUUCACGCUGCCAUAUGGAAAACUCUCCUGGAUCGUGUCAAGAACAAAGACUCUGAGAUCUGACUUCAAAGCUUUAAUUGACAGAUAUUUACUGGAAUCAAAGGUGUUAGACCUCAGCAAGUACAUUUUCCCUGACUUCUCUGAUGAUGUGUGUCGUAUCGACUUCUAA
Messenger RNA from Danaus chrysippus (African queen), 474 nucleotides. The record is from the annotation of a GenBank genome assembly. NCBI's taxonomy places the organism in Eukaryota, Metazoa, Arthropoda, Insecta, Lepidoptera, Nymphalidae.